Molecule: messenger RNA, 1452 nt
Organism: Prorocentrum cordatum
Lineage: Eukaryota; Dinophyceae; Prorocentrales; Prorocentraceae
Source: the annotation of a GenBank genome assembly
GAGGCCGGGCUGAGCCCGGACAGCUUCACGGUGAUGCACCUGGACCUCGCGUCAAACAAGAGCGUCCGCCUCUUCGUCGACGCCUUCCGCGCCCUGGGCCGCCCGUUGGACGUGCUCGUCUGUAACGCUGCCGUGUACUUCCCCAACGCGGACAAGCAGGCCGCCAUCCUGCCGGGCCUGUGGUCUGGCGGGGGCCCGCGGUGGUCCGCCGACGGCUUCGAGCUAAGCUUCGCCGCCAACUACCUGGGCCACUUCCUGCUGGCCAAUCUGCUUCUCCCAGACCUCCAGGCGGGCUCCUCGGGGCCGGGGCGCUGCGUCAUCCUUGGCACCGUCACGGCGAGCGUCAACGAGAAGGACGUGGGCGGGAUGAUCCCGCCGCUCGCCGACUUGGGCGACUUCGCGGGCUUGGAGCAGGGCAUGAAGAAGCCAAUAACCAUGGUGGACGGUGGCAAGUUCAUCGGCGCGAAGGCGUACAAGGACAGCAAGGUCUGCUGCGUCAUGCUGUGCCGAGAGCUUCACCGGCGCUUCCACGAGUCCACGGGGGUCGUCUUCACGUCUUUGUACCCGGGGUGCAUCACCGACACCGGCUUGUUCCGCGAGCACUACCCGGCGUUCCGGCUGUUCUGGCCUCUGCUGAUGAAGAAGGUCGUGAGGUCCUACGUCAGCAACGAGGAGGCGGGGCUGCGCCUGGCCAAGUGCGUCGCGGACCCGCUCUACAACACCUCCGGCUCCUACUACAGCUGGGGAGGGGAGGCGGGCACGGGCGGCUCCGGCGGCACCGACGCGGCGGACAAUUUGGACAGGUCGUCGGACGUGUUCCUGCAGGAGGGCAGCUUCCGCACUCUCCGGUACGGCGACGUACGCGGGCAGGCCGGCAACGAGGGGAAGGCCAAGAAGCUGUGGGAGCUGAGCGCGCGGGCGGUCGGCCUGGCGUGACUGCCGGCGCCACGGGCCCGGGGAUGCCGGCGCCCGCAGCGCGCGCGCGCGCAGCUGCGGAUCCCUCGCCGCGCUGGCGCCUCGCCCUCUGGAACGACUCCUCGGAUGCCUCCGAGCCCCUCGAGGGAGCCCCACGACCUCCUCGGAAGGCCUCCGCCUGGGCCCCAUCCCCCCUUCUGCGCCCCACCAUCAGCUCCGGUCGCGCCCGAAGCCGCGCGAGAGCGCGCCCCCCUGUCCUCGUGACAGUUGACAUUCAGUCAAGAUCUCUUUUCAAGUGUACGAUGUGUAUCGUAUCUCGGCCGAGUGAGGCCAGUUCCUGUCAGAGCUCCAUCUGGCAAUGUUUCAUAAACGUCGUCUCACUCUUGCGAUAUUUUUCAAGAAGUCGUUGCCUCAGGGCGCGCGCUGAGCACGUAGUCUUUUUUAAACUGGCCGGCUGUGGGCGAGCUUCGCUUGUCUAGAGCACAGGUCGCACACGGAUGCGCCAUUCUCAUUUGGCAGGAAUGGAGCCGCGGAAAA